Molecule: messenger RNA, 3129 nt
Organism: Bactrocera tryoni
Lineage: Eukaryota; Metazoa; Arthropoda; Insecta; Diptera; Tephritidae
Gene: Nhe1
Product: sodium/hydrogen exchanger 8
Exons: 2
Coding region: 190-2313 (707 amino acids)
Biological process (GO): regulation of pH; proton transmembrane transport; sodium ion transport
Cellular component (GO): Golgi apparatus; membrane
Molecular function (GO): sodium:proton antiporter activity
Source: RefSeq, a predicted model, not a curated record
AUUGUGGAAAUAUGAAGUGACGUGUUUGCUUUGUUGUUGUGACAGAAAAGUGGUGGACAGAGGAAUUUUCUUGAAUAUUGCAACUUUUCUGAAAAAUUCUUACAAUAAAUAAAGUUAAAUUUAUUUGAUGGCAAAGACUGAAGGAUAAAAAGUGUGAAUCAAUUGCAGAUUUCGAAAAAAUCUUGAACAAUGGUCAAGCAAAAGCGUAUUGUCUAUAUACUCACGCUUGCGAUUUGUGCUUUAUUGUGCAGUGUGAUUGCAGACACAAGUGAUACCAAUGGCAUCGAGAAAUCAGCAAUCAAUAACAGCUCAGUAAAUAAUACAAUAUCUUCAGUCGAAUCAGUCUCCGUUCAAAAUACAUCAUCCAGUCAGAAUGCAGCUGGUAGCAAUGGCGCACAAAGUAUCUCCACUACAGACGUGCAGAAUGCUAUGAAAAUAAAUACUACAACUAACCAACUAAAUAUUCCAACUACAAAUGCAACUAAGGAUCCAGUAAUAGAUGGUACAAAUGCUACCAAGGAAAUUCAAACAAACAAGACAACCACUGCAUCAGUAACUUCUGCAAAUGUUACGCAAAAUGUGACAAUACCUACCGCUGAUCCGCCACUACCAGAUCAGCAUGCUGUUGAGCAAGAACAUAAUUCUUCUUUGUCCAUUUUCUUCGUAAUCUGCGUUAUAAUGCUUGGAAUUUUGCUGAUACAUUCAAUGCUGCAGACGGGAUUCCAAUAUUUACCGGAAAGUAUUGUUGUAGUGUUUCUGGGCGCACUUAUUGGACUUUUACUCAAGGUUAUGUCGGGCGAAAAUGCUAGCUGGCAGCGCGAAGAAGUUUUUUCCCCAACAGGAUUCUUUCUGGUUCUACUACCGCCGAUCAUAUUUGAAUCUGGCUAUAAUUUGCAUAAGGGCAACUUUUUCCAAAAUAUUGGCUCCAUAUUAGUAUUCGCAAUAUUUGGCACAACAAUCUCGGCAUUGGUUAUAGGAGCUGGUUGUUAUCUGCUAGGAGUAGCAGAGGUCGCAUAUAGGCUGGACUUUUCCGAAUCAUUCGCCUUCGGCUCGUUGAUAUCAGCGGUGGACCCAGUAGCAACUGUUGCCAUAUUUCACGCCUUGGACGUAGAUCCAAUACUAAACAUGUUGGUGUUUGGUGAAAGCAUUUUGAAUGACGCCAUCUCUAUUGUACUGACCACCUCAAUUACACAGUCGGCUAACACACCCGCGAAUACGCAAGCAACAACUGGUCAGGCAAUCUUUGCAGCGCUUAAAACGUUUUGCGAAAUGUUCUUCGCUUCUGCCGGCAUCGGUGUAAUUUUCGCGCUCAUAUCGGCUCUACUAUUAAAACAUGUGGAUCUGCGCAAACACCCAUCACUGGAAUUCGCUAUGAUGUUGAUGUUCACCUAUGCGCCCUAUGUAUUAGCGGAGGGCAUACAUCUGAGCGGAAUUAUGGCCAUACUAUUUUGCGGCAUUGUCAUGUCUCACUACACACAUUUCAAUCUUUCCACCGUCACACAGAUAACAAUGCAACAAACAAUGCGUACGCUGUCUUUCAUCGCUGAGACCUGCGUUUUCGCAUACCUGGGUUUAGCAAUAUUCUCUUUCAAACAUCAAGUAGAGCUAUCCUUUGUGAUUUGGUCGAUUGUGUUGUGCUUAAUAGGACGAGCAUGUAACAUAUUUCCAUUAGCAUUUCUAGUUAACAAAUUUCGGGAGCAUAAAAUCACCAACAAAAUGCAGUUCAUCAUGUGGUUCUCCGGCUUACGCGGUGCCAUUUCAUAUGCGCUCUCCUUACAUCUGGAUCUGCCAAACGACGAGACGCGCCGUGUGCUCAUCACCACGACACUAAUAAUUGUGCUCUUCACAACACUGUUCUUCGGUGGAUCCACCAUGCCGUUACUAAAAUAUCUCAAACCUGGCAAAAAACGUCGCUCACGCUCCGGACGUAACGCAAAUUCUGCAACUGUAGCACGAAGAAGCGCCUCGCGUUCACGAAAACGUUCCAAAUCGAUUUCCUUAUCGAAGACACGUGAAUGGGGACAAGCUAUUGAUUCAGAGCACUUGUCCGAGUUGACCGAGGAAGAAGAUGUGUCAUUCGCUCAAACGCGCGUCGGUGGAUUCGGUCGCAUGGACCGCAAAUUCUUCAUACCAUUCUUUACACGUCGCUUCAACAGCCAAGAACUACAUGAGUGCAAAUCACAAAUGGCUGAUUUGACCAACAAAUGGUAUCAAGCGAUACGCAUCAGUCCACUGGAUUCGGACGAAUCGGACGAGGAACUCGGCAUGUCGGCGAGCACGAGUCAGAGCACAUUGAGUGCGCCUCGCACCUAGGUCCUACGAUAGCAAAGCACAUGUGAACUUAUGUGCAUAGUGCCGUUAAUAUGGGAGAAGUCAGGAAAUUACACAUACAUAUUUGCCAAAUGAAAGCUGGGAUUUUUCGUCUAGCUCAAUGUCAAAGAGCUAGUAAUUUAGGAGUCUGAGGAUAAUAUUUCAUUUCUUAUACAAUUUAUUAAAUAACUGUUGAUUUUGCAUGCAGAGCUUUUUGAAGGCUCAAACGAAAGGUGGCGGGUUUAAAAAUUGGCUAAGAUUAUUUUUUCUGUUACUGAUUUUAUUUACAAACAUACAUAUUUGUAUAAUAUGAGUGAGCUGUGCUAAGCAUAACAAAUUUUCGCUUUCCAAACGCUAACUUAAACUAAACUUAAGUUAUAAACUUUCCAGUAUUUUUAUGUCGCAAUUAGCGUAUCCAUUUGCUUUAACCUAAUAAUCAAAUGCUUCAAGCUAACAGGCCUGUUCCUGACUAAACUGUACGCAGAAUUGUAUUUAAGCUUGAAUGCAGCCAUGUUCAAACUUAAAAACGUGCCCUUAUUUAAGUGAAUGUUCCGAAUCUGUGUCAUUCGUCGCAUAUUUUUCGUGCACUAAUUUUUUAAGCGCAAAGUUCUCACCAAAGAACACUAGUAAUGUAAUUAUAUACAAAAGUGAAUGUAUUUAAAAUGUUUUUAACAAUAACAUGUGUAUAUAUAUUUUGUGAUUUUUUGCAACUCAAGUGAAUCGAAAACCAAAAAGUGCAGUCUAAUACAUUAAAUGCAUAUUGUAAAUGACUAAUCAACCAUAGCGAGAAUUAAGAGCAAAUAAAUGUGAUAAACACUA